CCUUCACAGGCUUCAACUUCAAGUUCAGCCUUGGCCCUGGGGCACUCAGCGGCUUCAUUUGUAGCCUGUAGCCUGUAGGUGAUUGAAUCAGAACAGAGAGCGCGCUAAGGUCCUCCUGAGCUCAGUGCUCCCGAGUUCUGGCUUCUUUGCCAACUUGCGAUUUGGUAGGGACCGUUUUCCUGUGAAGAAGGGCUUCUACUACUGUCUACUAUGGGCUUGGGCAAGCGCAGAUUGACAUCCUAGUAGAGCUUUUGGUCGCUGCAAAGGGUUCUCUGCUCAGGGCAGGACUAAGCAGGUCUGGAGCCGAAGCUGCCGCUGUAGGUCUCAAAAGCUCCAGUUAUAGUGCUUUUGUCAGAGCAAUUGAGCGCUCCAAGCUACUCCAGGAAGAGCGAGGUAUUCAAAGGCAGGGGGAGCAUAAGAGGGGAGGGUCAUGGUAGGUCCUCUUGAGACAGGUCCAGCACAUCAGAACAAUUUAUGUUUGGACUUCCCGGGUUCUGUUGGUUCUACAGGGAGGCCAGUAGAUGCAGUCAAAACUAGAAGCUACAACAGCAGUCAGUCCCCCUUGGAAAGCUGUAGUAACGGUGCUGUCUCGCAGGCCCCAAGGAUGGACAGGUACAAGAGCCAAGGCAAGCGAAGACUUGGCCAAGUCGCUGCUCCCUACGAAGAGAGCAGUCCUCUUCAUGGUUUACAGACGUUCAGCUAUGGAUUUGGGGCCUGUGACAAGGGAAGGACACUCGAUGCAACGCAGCACUCUGAUGACAGCAUUUACAGACCAGAUAGCAGCUAUCGUGCAACCUCUGGUGCUGAAGCACCAAGCAGCGGCUUGGCCAACAUUGAUUCUUUUGGAGUAGCGACAGCCCCGUAUGUACCUAUACACCAAACCUUCAAGUCAUGCUUAGAGGAUGGCGCCUACCGGAUACCCCUACAACAUUGGGGCGCCAGCCAGGCUGCCCCACCCCCAUUCCUGCUGAGCGAUCUGUGGGCAUCAUUGGAAGAAGCCAGCGCGUACGGUGCGGGCGUACCAAUUGUAAUAAACGGGGAUGAGGACGUCGUUCAGUACUAUGUACCAUAUUUAUCGGCAAUAGAGCUCUGGAGAUAUCCGGAUCGACGAAAAGAGUUGAAUGUGCAGACUCCAGACGGGAGCGACAGCGAUAUACGUGAGGCCAGCAGCGAUGGGGCAGACAGUGACAGUGAUCAGUCGGAAUCAGCAGCAGUCCUCUUAGAGCUGGAUAGGGAAAGCUUCCGAGGGGCCAUAGGGGGGGGAGCAGGCAGCACGAGGAGCAGCCAUGAUGCGCUGUCCGUGUGUUCAGGAUCAGCAGGGUCCAUGUACCUGGAAGAAGAGAGCCCGAGGCACCAUUCCAGUCGAGGGCCCUGGGGAAGCCAGAACGUGUGCCCUGACAGACAACAGGGGAACAGAUUGUUUGAGUACGCUGAGAAUGCGCCCCCAUUCCUUAGGGUGCCGCUUGCAGACAAGGUGGCGGAGCUGGCAAAGAAGUCCCCAUGUCUCAUGAGCAUGAGCAGCCAGGACCUCCAUCCUUCGAGUUGGGUCUCCAUCGCAUGGUACCCAAUCUACCGAAUACCUAUGGGCAAGACCCUCCGAGAUCUUGGAGCGUGCUUUUUGACGUAUCACUCUUUGGCAACACCGCGCCUGGGGACGCCUCCAAGCGACUGCUCGUGUAUACCUGCUGCCAGCCAGGGCAUCGCAAGCUGCCAAGCGUGGCCCCCUGCUCCUCCCGUCCUGACACCUGCAGCGGCAGAUGCGCGUGAGGAAAGGGAGGAGAUGCUGCAGGCCCAAUCCAGCUCCGGAGGACAGCAACACGUUCUGCUGCCGUUUGGGAUGGUGGCCUAUAAAAUGAAAGGAGCGGUCUGGUCCAGCGGGCGCGGCGGGAAGUUGGCAACCAGCAUGAACGAGGAGGUGAUGCGAGAAGCAGCCAGGUCUUGGCUGGACAAGCGCAACAUACAUCAUCCGGAUUUCGAGUUCUUCCUCAAGCAGCUGAGCACGCCCCUAAACACUUUACCACAUUCGAGGAGAUGACGUUGUCAGAGUUCGUAAGAAGGUACUUGCAGCAAGGCCUGCUGCAAGCCUCUGCGAGGGGAUGUUUGUGGGCUCGAGCAUGGGUACUUCCAUGUAAUUAUGCUCUCUCAGAUAGGUCCGUAUGGCAAGCACUUUCGUGCUCCAGAUUUCAUAAUGGGUGGCAGUUUUGCUAAAGAGUGAGGUAGCUUUGAUCCUGAAAAGUUGAUCCUGGCACAGACAAUAUAACCAGCGGACAAAAGACUCUGUAUAGUGCAAAGCACAUAAGUUGUGCUGCCUCAGAGCUUGUGCAUACAUCGUGCACAUAAGCAGUU
Molecule: messenger RNA, 2346 nt
Organism: Klebsormidium nitens
Lineage: Eukaryota; Viridiplantae; Streptophyta; Klebsormidiophyceae; Klebsormidiales; Klebsormidiaceae
Source: the annotation of a GenBank genome assembly